AUGGCAGACCCGGACGGUGGGUGCCUCGUGGCCCGUGCCGUACCAUGCGCCCUCCCCAGGGCCGCCAACGAUGACGACCUGACCGCUCAGCUCGAGCAGCUUUCUGUCAAUGAUGCCAAAGACCAGGAGAAGAAGAAGCAGCAACGCAAGGAGAUCAACAACAUUUCCCCGGCCGACUACGUCACGCUCCAGAGCAUCCGCUCCUCGGCUCUCGCCAAGAAGACCAACACCACCUCGAAAUUCGGUCGUGGCGGCGCUGCACUCUUUGCCGACCUGCUGAACAAGGGCGAGGACAAGGAGGAGAAGAAGGAGGCCAAAAAGGACGUCAAGAACGAGGAGGAAAAGAACGAGGAGCCGGUUGGGGACAAGAAGAAGGAGGGUGACGAUGAGAAGAAGGCCGACGAGAAGGUGGAGGAUGAGGAGAAGAAGGAAAAGACCGAGGAGGGCGAGGAGGGCGAACUUCUUGCUCGCGGGCCUGUGCGCAGCGGUCACGCUGCCUAUGGACACCACCCGUACAUGUACCGUAUCCCGUACGGAACGGCUGCCCAGACUGUGGUGGAAGACUACUCGGCCUACUCGGCCUACGGUGGCGGUUAUGAGUGUGGAUCGAGCUGGCAGGACUCUCCCGAAUCUCUUGGAUACAUCAGCAGCUCCACCACCCCAGACACCGUACAAUCGGACAUGGGCUACUCAUCAUCUCCACCUCGUCAGUCCCCAUUCACCGACCAUUCAAUGACCACGGCAGAUCUGAACCGCCUCCUCGACUCGAAUGAGCUACCUGAUGCUCUGUCCGACUUCAUCCUCAAGUACUCGCGCAGAUACACCGCCGCGGAGAAGAAGGAGCACGACGAGGACGAGCUGAAGCACCGCCCAGAUAGCACGGACUCAGCUUAUGAUUCACCACUCUCAGCCGGAAGCGCGCCACACAACAGCCCUGGGGCUCCGCGUGGCGGAGUAUCAGCUCCGUUGACUCCUCCUUACAACCAUCGUGGAUCUCCUCGUAAGGAGGGGCAGAGAGCCGCCAAGGAGAAGCUUCGUGCGCUGAUCUCUGACUCGGACAUGGACUCGGCCUGGGCUUGGACCUGCAAGUGUAUGCAGUACGCUCCGGGGGCCCUGUCGCACCAGGACAACGACCGCGACACCCUCCUCCACAUCGUCACCAUCCACACCGAUCUGGCCAAGAUCUACGCCCUCGUCGAGCAGCAGCUCAAGACCAACUACUCGCGCGACGCCAAGCCGUUCGACCUCCCGAACCGCUUCCACGAGACCCCGCUUUUCCUGGCGGUCGAGAAGCGACGGGCCGAGGUCGUCGCCUACCUCCUUGAAGCCGGCGCCAACCCGAACUCCCAGACGCUGCGCCCGGAACGCGAGUGCGCCAUCCAUUACGCCGCCUCCCGAGGCAUGAGCGACAUCGUCAAGAUCCUCUGCUCCAGCCCGGAGACCGACGUGAACAAACUGAACGGCAUGGGCAGCUCGGCCCUGUUGUGCGCCAUCCGUAACCACGGGGCCAUGGACGAGGAGCAGCGCCAGAUCAUCGACAACAAAGACACCAUCCGGGAGUUGAUGAGGGCCGGAGCCGACCCGAUGCUGGUUGAUGCGACCAAUGGCAAGACUGUCAUCCACUACGCCGUUGAGAGGAUGAACGCCGAGCUGAUCGAGCUGUUCAAGGAGUUUCUGAACGAGACGCAGAUGACCGAGCUGGUCAACCAGGGUGACUUGUGCAGCGAGACGCCGAUGAUGUUGUUGCAGCAGCAGAGGGCUGAGAAUCCUCAGGCCCAGCAACUCCGUUCUAACCUCUUCCUGACGCUCACCAUCUGCGGCGCCGAGAUCAAGAGGGAA
Mesorhabditis spiculigera is the source of this 1839-nucleotide messenger RNA. The record is from the annotation of a GenBank genome assembly. Lineage: Eukaryota; Metazoa; Nematoda; Chromadorea; Rhabditida; Rhabditidae.